AUGAAUUGUCGUCAAUACUAUCCAGAGCCGUAUGUCGUGUUGCCAUCAAUACAAUCCAUGCUAGAUGGAGCUCAAGUUAACCCUCAAUACCAACAAUACCACUAUACCCCUCCAUCAUACAAGCCACCUGUCUCAAUAUACCAACUUCAGACUCUAGAACCCUCUCUGGAAAAUAUGAACAAUGCAGCAUACCAUCGCUCAAGACAUAUGAGACACUAUUCUGAUGUGACGCAGUCCAGAAAGCAUCAGAACUAUCAUCGUUAUGAACAUAGGCGAGCAGUGUCUGAGCAUGCAUUUGAUCACGCUAGAAACAAAUCGACAAACUGCAUGAUGCCUCAUUUCUGCUAUGACCAGCAAGACUCUGAAGACUCGUCUUCUGGGUGUUCAACGCCACCGCCACAACAGCAGCCAUGUGUUCGUCUACAAGGACUCGCGCUAGACAAGUAUGAUUGCCCUCAUUGCGACAAGAGAUUCUCUAGACCCUCCUCUUUACGUACACAUAUCUACUCUCAUACAGGAGAGAAGCCUUACACGUGCAAUCAUCCAGACUGCAACCGUACUUUCAGUGUUAGAAGCAAUAUGCGCAGACAUAUGAAAACGCAUAAACCUUUUAUUCAUAGAGCUAAAAAAUAG
Messenger RNA from Mucor velutinosus, 633 nucleotides. It is a transcript of the gene PEX12, whose product is annotated as ubiquitin-protein ligase peroxin 12. Gene Ontology annotation, biological process: regulation of transcription by RNA polymerase II. The transcript has 2 exons. The record is from RefSeq and is a predicted model, not a curated record. Gene Ontology annotation, cellular component: nucleus. The coding region runs from base 1 to 633 and encodes 210 amino acids. NCBI's taxonomy places the organism in Eukaryota, Fungi, Mucoromycota, Mucoromycetes, Mucorales, Mucoraceae. Gene Ontology annotation, molecular function: DNA-binding transcription factor activity, RNA polymerase II-specific; RNA polymerase II cis-regulatory region sequence-specific DNA binding.